Molecule: messenger RNA, 1080 nt
Organism: Giardia duodenalis
Lineage: Eukaryota; Fornicata; Diplomonadida; Hexamitidae
Product: Pantothenate kinase 4
Exons: 1
Coding region: 1-1080 (359 amino acids)
Biological process (GO): coenzyme A biosynthetic process
Cellular component (GO): cytosol; nucleus
Molecular function (GO): ATP binding; pantothenate kinase activity
Source: RefSeq, a predicted model, not a curated record
AUGGAUUGCGAAAGCAGAUCUGCCGUACUCACUUCACCUACGGUAUAUGCUGAUAUUGGCGGCAGUUUGGUGAAGGUUGCACUGGUUACUCUGGUGCCCCAAGCGGAAGUCCCUCAGAAGACUCCAGUUCCGCCUCACAAAGUCUGCUCCAACGGAAGCUUUGACCGGUGCUUUUGCCCUCACCUCACUAUAGACUCUCCGCUUCUCGGCGGAUCCAUAUUCUUCUAUGUGUUUCCGACAACCCACAACCUGGAACUCUUUUUGAGCUUUCUGUCGGAUGUGUGCUCUAGAAAGUCGUUGAAAGGAAGCUGCCUUCACUUUACUGGAGGCGGGGCUCUGAAGUAUGUCGACCUCAUCAAGACAGCGACGCUUGCUGACCGAGUGCAGUAUCAUGAUGAACUACAGACAAUUGUGGGUGGUCUAAAGCUUUUGUCGAAGCUUGGCUUAGAGGGCGAACUGCAGGAACUCACACCACAUGGUUUAGAGUCGUUUAACGGUGUUCUCGAUCAUUUUCUUCUGGUGCAGAUAGGGUCUGGGAUAUCCAUUGUGGAGGUUACAGGAAAUAAAACGACCAGGAUUGAUGGAAGCGCACUAGGUGGUGCCACAUUCAUGGGACUUAGUUCCUGCAUAUGUGGAGUCAAUCAAGAGUUCAAGGACUUACUUGGAGCAGCACGAAAGGGGGCUGCUAACUCUGCAGACCUUUUGGUUGGAGACAUUUGUAACUCCGAAACGUAUUUAAAUAUGCUUGAUCCAGACGUUCUAGCUGCAUGUGGAGGGAAAAUGCGAGACGGUGACAUCGAUACUAAUUCUAAACUAGCAUCUGUUCUACGAAUGCUUGUGAUAAACGCUAUACACAUAUCUGUCUUGAAUGCCCGCCUGACCAAUUCAACAAUCAUACUAUUGUCUGGAGGUUUUAUGGACUCCAUAGAAGCAACCACAGAGUACUAUGCAGAGGCUCUGUCUUGGUAUGGCCAAGAGCGUUUAAAAGGACUCGUUGUAAGACAUCACGGUUUCUUGGGUGUUCUAGGCAUAAUAACGGCUCUCAAAGGAUGGUCUAGUGCAAAUCUUCAGUUCAAGUAA